Molecule: messenger RNA, 2040 nt
Organism: Dictyostelium discoideum AX4
Lineage: Eukaryota; Evosea; Eumycetozoa; Dictyosteliales; Dictyosteliaceae
Exons: 1
Coding region: 1-2040 (679 amino acids)
Source: RefSeq, a predicted model, not a curated record
AUGGAUAAUAAUAAUAAUUAUAAUAAUUUAUUUUUAAAAAUUUUUAGAAAUUUAAUAAUUAAAAAUUGUUUAUUUAAUCAAUUAAGGAUAAUUAAUAAUAAUUAUAAACAACAAUCAUUAACACUUUUUCAAUUAAAAAAUUAUAAAGGUGAUAUACAAUUAUUAAGAUCAAUUCAUUUAAAUUUAUCAAAUGAAGAUUAUGAAUUAGGUGGUGAUAAAUAUUCAUUAGAUACCAUUUUAAAGAAUACAAAUAUUGAAUGUUUAGAAUUUUCAAAUUCAUUUUCACCACUAAAUUUCGAAAAAGAUUUAAGUGAAAUUUUACCAACUCAUUCAUUGACCACAUUAAUAUUUAGUUCACAUUUCCGAUAUUACCUAUUAGAUCAAUCAAAAGGAUUUCAAAAAUUAAUUAAUUUAAAGAAAUUAAAAUUUAAAAAAGAUUCUUCAACAAUAACAAAUUAUAUUUAUCAUAAUAAUAUUGAUGGCGAUGAUGAUUUUAAUUUUGGAAUGACGAGGAAUAAUACACCAAAUAUAACAACAAUAACAAUUCCAAUUAAAUUACCAAAUAAAUUAGAAUAUUUUAAAUUAUCAGAUUUUUCAAAUAAAAUUUCAAAAGAGUCUUUCCAAUUUCCAAAUUCAUUGAAAACAUUAAGAUUAUCAAAUACUAGAAUUAAACAAUUUGAAAUUAUUUCAGAAUUACCAAAUUUAGAAAUACUUGCAAUUGGUAGAGAAUGUAUUAAAAGAGGUGAUAUUAAAAAACUUCCUCAAUCAUUAAAAACUUUGAAACUACUUAUACCAGAUCUAUUAUUUUAUUCAGAUAAUCAUAUUGGUAAAGAAAUACUCUCAAAUUCAAAUAUUCAAAUUUUAAAAAUUGGUAAUUCAAAAACAAAUCGUUUAUUUAAUAUUGAAUUUCAUAAUUUAAAUCAAAACCCAUCAUCAUCAUCAUCAUCAUGGUUUCCAUCAAGCUUAAAAGAAAUUCAAUUUUCAGAUUAUCAUGGAUUAGAAAAUAUUUUACCUUCUUUAAAUAAUUUAUUUAAUUUAUUUAAUAAUAAUGAAUUUAAUUAUAAUAAUGAAUUUAAUGAUAAUAAUGAUAAUAAUGAUAAUAAUGAUAAUGAUAAUUUUAUUGAUUUUAAACCAUUAAUAAAAUCAAUACAUUUUUAUAAAAAUUUAGAAUCAUCAAAAAGUAUUGAUUUUUUAAAUGAAUUCAUAAAUUUAGAAUCAUUAUCAUUUGAAGAUUGGAAUGGUAAUUUUAAAAAGGAAACGUUACCUAAAUCUUUAAAAAAGUUGAUUCUACCACACAGUUUUACAAAUUCAUUAGGUGAUGAUAUUUUACCAACUGGUUUAAUUCAUUUAGAAAUUGGUUCAAAAUUUAAUGAUGAAAGUUUUACCUAUGCUUUAAAUGGGCUAACUAAAUUGGAAAUCUUAAAAUUUAAAUCAUCUUCAUUAUUUAAUCAACCAAUUUCAGUAAUACCAAAAUCGAUUAAACUAUUACAUUUUGGUGAAAUGUUUAAUCAGAAACUAUCGAUUAAAGGUUGUGUGAAUUUGAAAUCACUGAAAUUCGGGCAGUUUUUUACCCAAAUUUUGACAAGGGAUCUUUUACCAUUGAAUGGCGAGACCAUUGAAGAGUUGGAGUUGACAAUAAGGGAUUUUCAUUUCGACUCAAUCCCACUAUCACAAUUACCAAUUACUAAACUUAAAUGUGCAAGAUACUUUAAUAGAGUAUUUGAAAUUGGCUAUUUACCAAGCACAACUUUGAAAUCCAUUGAAUUCUUUGACGACUACACUCAACAAAUACUUGAAAAUGCAUUACCAUCUUCAAUUGAAUCAAUAGUAUUUCAUAAAUCUUAUUUUAAAGAAUUUUCAAAUCAAUCUUUACCAAGUUCACUCAUUAGUCUAUCAUUCGAAUCUGGUUGUCCAAAACUUGAUAAUUUAUCAUUCCCAAAAUCAUUUACUCGUAUUUUAACUUCAAGAUAUAAUAGAAAAUUCAUUGAUAAUUUUUUUACAAAUCAUAAUAAUUUAUCACACCUUUUAAGGUUAUAUUAA